CGCGCGAACCGCAAUAAACCUGUUUUAUGCUUGCUUUCCAAGCGGUUACCAAGCCGACCGUCACGCAUAAAUAGACGCUAAAGACGCCGUUUGUGGAGCAUGAGGCAAUCACGGAGAGGAGGAGGGGGCAGAAAUAUGUUCCAGGAAUCGGCACAACCACGUGGAACGUCACGGAAAAAGGGGUGUUGCUUACCGGGUUGAGUCGCUUAUCUUCGAGCUCGGUGCAGUCGUUCGGGAAGAACCCCAUCGUUCUCAAGAUUUAUUGACAACCCCAUCGAUGGACCCGAAAGGCUUCCCAUUGACACGCCUUUUGUGGUUGGAAGAUAUAUUUUUAAAAACUGAAGAAAUCAUUAAAAUUUGUAACACUUUCCUCGAAUACAAAAACGUUCUCAAAGGUGUGGGGGCUGCGUGGAAAAACUCAAACUGGCUAUUGAUUUAUCACCCGGUCAAGGUGUACACUUUGUCUAAUAACUCAUCAAGCGACGGCGUCAAAACGAUUUUACCGCACAUACACAAACUGAGUGCAAGUUUUGUAGGUCUCUCCCUCCGUGUUGGAAAACUCAGUGACAGCUACUCCGGUGACGCAUCGCAUGCUACGAUGCCUACUCGUCCUACUUCCGAUUUUUGUUUUUUUUUUCGGGAAAGUCUACCAACGGCUCUUUGCUGCGUCUGACAUGGUCACCCAUUUGCCCCGAGUGUGCGGUGUGGCAAAUGUGUGUUUGCCCAUAUCGAGGGCAGCCUAACACGUUACCCUAGCCACCGGCUCAUAGUAACCCGGGCGGACGAGUUGCGGGCGUGUAAACAAACUAUUAAAGUCUCAGCAAGCGGAGACAACACCAGUUCAGUUCGUGUUGUUCCAUCGGUGGGACCAGUGGUUUGCAGUGACCUUUUUUUGUAUGUGUGUGGAUCUCACACUCGGUGUCUAAAAUGGCCAACAAAGCGGCCGUAACGUUCGAGAAGCCGCUGCAGCAUCUCAGCCUGGCCGAUUGGCACUCCCGGCUGACGCAGCUGAAGAACGUCGCCUACACGCAGCGCUCGGACGCGUUCGAGCUGCGCCAUUCGGCACGCAAUCUGCGGAACGAAACCCGCAUCCAGACGCACUGGGACACGUAUCACAACAAUGACCGGCUGUCGGAUCGGGUCGCCGAGCUGGACCGCUGGCGGGAGAAGAUGCGCAUCAUGCUGGGGCGCGUGGUGGACGAAAUCCAGGCGCUGCGGGAGGAAAAGUCCAGCACGGAGCGCGACCUGGACGGGCACAUUACGCCGCUGACGGUGGUGACGGAGUGCAUCGGGAUGCGGGACUGCCGGCUCGGGUCGGAGCUAACGUACGACGAGGGCGACACCGAGCUGAAGAACGAGCUGUGCAUCGUGGAGAACAAUCAGCGGCUGCUGCGCGACCAAAACCAGGCCGCCUGGGAGCAGCUGAACCGGCUGCAGGAGGUCAAGUUCAAGCUCGAGCUCGAUCUGACCGAUAAGGACGAGGCGCAGGCGAUCGAUGCGCACCAGCUGCAGGUGGACCAGCACUGCGGGGACGUGUCGUUCAAGACGGAUCCGACGCGGGUCCCGCGCGACUCCUGUACGUACGGCAACUGGCUGGAGUACUGCGAGGAGCUGGUGGCGCUCACCGAGAACACGCUGGCCGAUUCCUUCUCCAUCCGCGAGUCGCUGUUUGCGACGCGUGAGAAAGCGCGCAACAUUCUGCGCGCCCAGCAGGACCGCACGGCCCAUACGCUGCGCAAGCGAAUCUUCGAAACGCAGCGCGCCCGGAACGAGCUCGAGUAUCAGCUCGGCAAGAUGAAGGAAGAGAUGGCCAAAUGUCUGCAGGAGAUCGAAACGCUCGAGCGAGCGCACGACCAAAAGACGGAAGCGCUCAAGGUGGUGGAAACGCGCCUGGAAAACCGUGCCCAGCGCUCCGGCAUGGAGCUGUGCAUCGACGAGUCGUACCACGGGCUGUGCGAUGAGGUGCAGAAGCUGCGCGACACGAUCAAAACGCUGCGCGCCAAGAUCGACGCCACCAAGACGACGUACAACUCGCUGCGGGAUCACGCGAACAAGAUCGAUCAGGAUCUGCAGAACAAGCAGCACUCGCUGAUGACCGACAUCCGGGCGCUGGAUCUGCGCGGCCGGCUCAAGACGGGCGAGUUUGGCGGGCUGCCGACGCAAACCGACCGCAACAUCCAUCUGUCCCGCGUGGAGGACGAAAUUCCCAAGACAUAAAUGGUGUCCCCCUAGGGGCUCGAAAACACCAGCCAGCCCCUCCUCCGUCUCCCCCUUAGUGCAAAAGGGUAUAUCAUCGAAAAUUAUUACGUGAGAGAAAAUUGGAAGCAAUCAAUAUGAUUAUCACCACUGACCACUGGCACUCAAUAUAGUUGUUAGUCGGUGUGUGUGUUUGUGUGGUUUGGCGCGAUCGCUCGUUACGCUUUUCACACUUUGCGCUGUGCGCCCGCAUUUUCCCUUUCACCGGUGAGCGCGCACACCAGCCUUCUCCUCCGUCUUCUACUGCACCACUGCACCACGUGAAAGUGAAGUUUGUUUUGCGCACCUGAAGUCGACAGCAAUAAACAAAAUAGAAAUAAAGCUCCGUGCAUAACCGCAUCAGCACGGCGUAGCGCGCGCACACAUAGCUGCUCGAGCUGCUGAAUUUGACAGCGUACAACCGCUUGGCACUAUCUAGUGUUAGUAGAGUUAGCACACAGCCGCAGCUAAAUAAAAUCACGUUUCCUUUUACAUCCCA
Anopheles arabiensis is the source of this 2734-nucleotide messenger RNA. RefSeq names its product tektin-2. The record is from RefSeq and is a predicted model, not a curated record. Bases 928 to 2217 code for a protein of 429 amino acids. NCBI's taxonomy places the organism in Eukaryota, Metazoa, Arthropoda, Insecta, Diptera, Culicidae. Gene Ontology annotation, cellular component: microtubule cytoskeleton; nucleus. The transcript is spliced from 3 exons. Gene Ontology annotation, biological process: cilium assembly; cilium movement involved in cell motility.